UUCACAAGGAUAUAUUUUACAGGUAUUUUUGACCCAAAACGAUGAACCAAGCAGGCCCUUAGAAAAAAUAUAGUGCACGCGCAAAAGCGUCUCAAGAUUGGCCAGUAAACCCUCGCAUUUGAUAUACUCCUUCCGUCUAAAAACAAAGCUCAUCACUUUUGCAUUUCGCAACCAAUGCACUGCAUUUGAUAUAACCAUUCCCUUUCUAUAGUAACACAAUUUUAUGGGCUCCUCGCGGCUGUUCUUUGCACUGUAAUUAUUUAACACAUCUACCCUCGAUCUACCCGCUUGCUAACUCCAGGUUUAUAAACCAAGCGAACUUUUCGCGUCCCUGAAGCGUAAAGGAUGCUGAGCUCGCCGGCGCAAAUGGCACUUGGCCGCGCGAGAUCGCCGGCGCUGGUGCUAGUCGCCGCCGUCCUUGGCUCGCUCUGCAUCGUCGCACUCUCGGAGGAUGAGCAACUGGAGAACCUGCGGUUCGUGCAGCACGCGCAGGACGCGCCGCUGGUGUCGCACUUCAACUACAUCGUGGUCGGCGGCGGCACGUCCGGGUGCCCGCUGGCGGCGACGCUGUCGGAGCACUCGCGGGUGCUCCUGCUGGAGCGCGGGGGCCUCCCCUACCGCAACAUGUCGAACCAGGAGCACUUCACGGACGCGCUGGCCGACACGUCGCUGGCGUCCCCGGCGCAGCGGUUCAUCUCGACGGACGGCGUGGUGAACGCGCGGGCGCGGGUGCUGGGCGGCGGGAGCUGCCUCAACGCCGGGUUCUACACGCGGGCCAGCAACGAGUACGUGCGCACGGCCGGGUGGGACGCCAGGCUGGUGAACUCGUCGUACCGGUGGGUGGAGCGCGCGCUGGUGUUCCGGCCCGACGUGCCGCCGUGGCAGGCCGCGCUCCGGGACGCGCUGCUGGAGGCCGGCGUCACCCCGGAUAACGGAUUCACCUUCGACCACGUGACGGGGACCAAGAUCGGCGGCACCAUCUUCGACAACAACGGGCAGCGGCACACCGCCGCCGACUUCCUCCGGCACGCCCGGCCGCGGGGGCUCACCGUGGUGCUCUACGCCACGGUGUCGCGGAUCCUGUUCAGGAGCCAGGAGGGGGUGCCGUACCCGGUGGCGUACGGGGUGGUGUUCGCGGACCCGCUGGGGGUGCAGCACCGGGUGUACCUCCGGGACGGGGCCAAGAACGAGGUGAUCCUGUCGGCGGGGACGCUGGGGAGCCCGCAGCUGCUGAUGCUGAGCGGCGUCGGCCCGCAGGCGCACCUGGAGGCGCACGGCAUCCAGGUGCUGGUGGACCAGCCCAUGGUCGGGCAGGGCGUGGCCGACAACCCCAUGAACUCGGUCUUCAUCCCGUCGCCCGUGCCCGUGGGGCUCUCCCUGGUGCAGGUGGUCGGGAUCACCAAGUCCGGCAGCUUCAUCGAGGGCGUGAGCGGCUCCGAGUUCGGCAUCCCGGUGUCGGACGGCGCCCGCCGCCUCGCCAACUUCGGCCUCUUCUCGCCCCAGACCGGGCAGCUCGGCACGCUGCCGCCGGGCCAGAGGACGCCGGAGGCGCUGCAGCGGGCGGCGGAGGCGAUGAGGCGGCUGGACCGGCGGGCGUUCCGGGGCGGCUUCAUCCUGGAGAAGAUCCUGGGGCCGGUGUCGACGGGGCACAUCGAGCUGCGCACCACCGACCCGCGCGCCAACCCGGCCGUCACCUUCAACUACUUCCAGGAGGCGGAGGACCUGGAGCGGUGCGUGCGGGGGAUCCAGACCAUCGAGCGGGUGAUCCAGUCGCGCGCAUUCUCCAACUUCACCUACGCCAACACCACCGUCGAGUCCAUCUUCACCGACUCGGCCAACUUCCCCGUCAACCUUCUGCCGCGGCACGUCAACGACUCCCGCUCGCCGGAGCAGUACUGCAGGGAGACCGUCAUGACCAUCUGGCACUACCACGGCGGCUGCCACGUCGGAGCCGUCGUCGACGACAACUACCGGGUGUUCGGGGUGGGGGGGCUCAGGGUCAUCGACAGCUCCACCUUCAGGUACUCCCCCGGCACCAACCCGCAGGCCACCGUCAUGAUGCUCGGCAGGUAUAUGGGCAUAAAGAUUCAGGCCGAGAGAUGGAGGAAAUGAUAUUUCAGGAGCCAAAUUUGCAUGUAAUUCGUUGCAUAAUAUUGUAUUUGGCGGACCUGGUUUAGAACAGAUUAAAUUGUUUUUUUUCACUUAUUAUUCUCUAGGCAUAGUCUUUUAGUGCCUGUUUGUUGAUUAUUAUGAAACCCAGACAUCCCUUUAACAUGCA
Hordeum vulgare subsp. vulgare (domesticated barley) is the source of this 2278-nucleotide messenger RNA. RefSeq names its product protein HOTHEAD-like. The transcript is spliced from 3 exons. The record is from RefSeq and is a predicted model, not a curated record. Gene Ontology annotation, molecular function: oxidoreductase activity, acting on CH-OH group of donors; flavin adenine dinucleotide binding. The coding region runs from base 346 to 2112 and encodes 588 amino acids. NCBI's taxonomy places the organism in Eukaryota, Viridiplantae, Streptophyta, Magnoliopsida, Poales, Poaceae.